AUCCUGCUCGUCCGGUGGCAAGACUAAGACAACUGAUGCUAGUAGUACUACGGUGGAGCAAUGUAGUGGUCCAUCUGUUGCCCAGGGCAACGAAAGUGCUACUUCCGGCCACCGCAACACAUCAAAAUCCGACUGUGCUGGCAACAUCGGCAAGAAGAGUCCUCCAGCGCCGCAGGAC
Messenger RNA from Amoebophrya sp. A120, 178 nucleotides. Lineage: Eukaryota; Dinophyceae; Syndiniales; Amoebophryaceae. The record is from the annotation of a GenBank genome assembly.